This is a messenger RNA of Fusarium musae, 2127 nucleotides long. RefSeq lists its product as uncharacterized. Gene Ontology annotation, molecular function: flavin adenine dinucleotide binding; NADPH-hemoprotein reductase activity; FMN binding. NCBI's taxonomy places the organism in Eukaryota, Fungi, Ascomycota, Sordariomycetes, Hypocreales, Nectriaceae. Gene Ontology annotation, cellular component: cytosol. The transcript is spliced from 3 exons. The record is from RefSeq and is a predicted model, not a curated record. The coding region runs from base 1 to 2127 and encodes 708 amino acids.
AUGGAAGCAGAAACAGUUGACACUCCUAGCGAUGUACCUGCGUUCGAUGCGAUGACAACGAUGUUGACAGCGAUACUCGUCUCACUAGUUGCCUAUUUCGGCCAUGGCCCCCUGCAAGACCUGCUUUUCCAAUCCUCAACAAAGACGAAAUCACUUGGGGCAGAUAGCGACGAUGAGUCUGAUGUCGCAAGCGACAAAUGCAUCGUGAGGAGGCUAGAAGAGGAGGAAAAGAACUGUGUGGUCCUGUUUGGGUCUCAAAGCGGAAACGCACAGGAAUUCGCCGAGAAGCUUGGUCGCGAAGCCCAUACCCGGUUCUCUUUACGCUCGACAGUUGCCGAGAUCGACGAAUACACUUACCACAACUUGCACAAACUUCCUGAGAACACCAUCGUAUUCUUUAUUCUUGCUUCGUAUGGCGACGGAGAGCCAACGGAUAAUGCGGAACAAUUUUACAACUUCUUGAACAACGAGGACGAUGAGGGGCCAUUUGACAGACUUCGAGAACAUGGCCUUCAGAAUCUGUCAUACGCUGCUUUUGGGUUGGGGAACAGUAGCUAUGCUCACUUUAAUGCUGUGGUUCGCAAAGUUGACGAGAAGCUACAGCUCUGCGGUGCCAGACGUCUUGGCCCUGUUGGCGAAGCUGAUGACGGGAAGGGAACGAACGCCGAGGACUUCAUCGAGUGGAAAGAUAACAUGUGGCCCAAGGUCAUAGAGGCUUUCGGCCUGGUCGAGCAAGAGGCUGGAGGCCGAGAGCCUGCUUUCGAAGUGGUUGAGGUACCCAGUCAUCAUGGCCCAAUCUUUCAGGGGGACUACACAGACAAGAACCUCGCACAGCAGGCACAGGCUGUUACAAACCACUGCUUUACACCUAUAACUCAGUCAAGACUGCUCUCGGACGCUGGUGGUCGGUCCUACAUACAUGUUGAACUGGGCCUCAAGGAUACCAAGCUUGACUAUCAGACGGGCGACCAUCUCUCUGUUUCUCCCAUCAACUCAGAUAUUGAGGUCGAGCGCUUCUUGAGAGUGUUUGGGCUAUGGGACAAGAGACACGAGACCAUCCGGGUAAGGUCGCUCUCCGAUGACCUGAGCCCUCCAUUCCCGUCUCCGUGCAGCUACGAGUCCGCGGCUCAAUUUUAUAUCGACAUCUGUGGGCCAGUGUCCCGUGAAGUCGUAUCCACCUUUGCGAACUCCGUUUCGGAUCCUCAGCAGAAGACCAAGCUUCACCAACUUGGCAAGGAUAAAGAGGCAUUCUUGGCCCUUACAGAGGGAAGCUUUUACAACACUGCUUCCAUGAUGGAGGCUCUGUUUCCUGGUGAGACCGUCAAUGUUUCCUUUGCAAUCAUCAUCGAGGCGAUGCCAAAGCUACAGCCGAGAUACUACUCGAUAUCUUCGUCUUCCGCCCUUGAUGCCGACAAAAUCUCCAUCACGGUGGCUAUCGAGUCAUUUCCAAUUCCCAACACGAAUAGAUACUUUUCCGGUGUCGCGACGAACUUUAUGUUGGACGUUGCUUCUGAAGAAAAUGGGGUUAUGUCCAAGAGUCGAGUGCAGCCGAUAACCUACACGCUGCCCACGAAACGACCUCAUCUACAACCCUCUCUCUCAGUGUUCGUCCGGACUUCGACAUUCCGACUACCUUCUGAUCUGGCAAUACCUGUGCUUAUGAUUGGCCCUGGCACCGGCGUUGCCCCGUUCCGUGGAUUCGUGAGAGAACGCGUCGCGAUGCAUCGACAAGGCAAAGACUUCGCACCCAUGAUGCUAUUGUAUGGUUGCCGCAAGAGGACUGAAGACUUCCUCUACCAAGAAGAGUGGAAUGCAUAUACCGCUGAGAUGGGUUCCAAGUUCAGGAUGUACACAGCAUUCUCGCGGGAGCAGAAGAACAAGGUGUACGUUCAAGAUCUUAUCCUCCAGCAAUCGAAAGAAAUUGCUUCUCUGAUCAAGAACGGUGGGCACGUGUAUGUUUGCGGUGACGUGGGCAUGGGUCGAGGAGUGACAGAGACGCUUUGUAAGGUCCUUGCUUCUGAGACCAGCGUGUCUUUGGCUGAUGCACAACGGGUAUUGUCCGACAUGAGGCACUCACAUCGAUAUCAGGUUCGUGUCUCGCGGAUCCUUACAAACGUGUCGAUCUAA